This is a messenger RNA of Adelges cooleyi (spruce gall adelgid), 1781 nucleotides long. RefSeq names its product origin recognition complex subunit 5 (gene Orc5). Gene Ontology annotation, cellular component: nuclear origin of replication recognition complex; nucleus. Bases 606 to 1703 code for a protein of 365 amino acids. Gene Ontology annotation, biological process: DNA replication; DNA replication initiation. NCBI's taxonomy places the organism in Eukaryota, Metazoa, Arthropoda, Insecta, Hemiptera, Adelgidae. The transcript has 9 exons. The record is from RefSeq and is a predicted model, not a curated record. Gene Ontology annotation, molecular function: DNA replication origin binding.
AUUGGCAUUUGACUGGCUACAAGAUUCAGGAACUCAAGCCAACGAGAAGCGAUUGACCUUUUCGAACGCUUGUCGAGCUUUCAAGUUUCAAGUAUAAAAUACCAAUUACCUACGCGGCUACAUCGACAGGCAAUGCGUUACCCAAAGGUCCACAUUUUGCGAUACCCUUGAGUGGUUGUACGCGGUUCGUAAAAUGCACUUUCGGACAUUCGACAAGAGCCUACAAAACGCAAUUGUCCGCCAUUUUGAAAACCAAUGCCUAACAACAACGGCGGCGUAGCGGCACACCCGCUUGCCUUGAGAAAAUCGUUUUACCGAUAAAAUACUCACGACUGAAAGGUAAAUCCGGCAAUAUAAACUACUGACACGGUAGUCAGUAGCCCUCAGAAGUUUUCUGCUUCCAGUUCAAAUAACAACAGAAGACACUAUUAUUGUACAAAACUCAACAACAAUAAAUUCUCGGAGCAGUCUGUAUUCAACAAGCUCAAGUGGAUACACUAUGCAACUUACUUGUAGAAAAUGAUGGUGUUUUACCUCCAUGUAUUUUUAUCCAUGGCUUAGCUUCUACUGGUAAGACCAGUGUAAUCACUCGUCUUCUGCAUCACAUGAACAAAGCUGUCAAAUCAUCUAUCAUAAAUUCUGUGUGCUGUUACACACCUAGAUUUUUAUUUGAACCAAUAUUAAAAGAUCUAUUAGGAAACGAAAAUAUUGAUUCAUCAUAUCGUUGUGAAAACUUUAUGCAAUUUUUAAAUGCAUUGAAAAAUGCCAAUAUUCAAAAUCAACAAACAGUCAUAGUAUUGGAUAGGUGUGAGAUGUUAGAAUGUGAACAAAUAACUGUGUUUGCCAAACUACAGGAAUUAGUACAAAGUUAUCAGCUUUGUGUUAUACUUGUCAGUCAAGUUUCACCAGCCAAAUUUAAUGAUGAUUUUGCUUACAUACCUGUAGUUUUUGAACAGUAUAACAGUACUGAAUUAGGAGAAAUAUUAUUGUUAGACUGCCCUACAGAUUGGAAUACAGAUUUUUAUAAAAAUUUUCUCAAUGUCUUCAUCGGAUCUUUUUGUGGAAGUUGUCGAGAUUUGAUUGAAUUAAAACAUUUAGCAAACAUAGUAUUUUCAAAAUAUAUUGAACCAAUUAAAGAUGGAUCCUGUGUUGAAUCAAAUCAGAAUUUAUUAUACCGAAAAAUUAUUCCAACCAUUCAGUGUUUAUCAAACAGUGUCUACCUUGGCACUAGUAUAGAUAGUUUGGACAGUUUGAGUAAUAUAAAAUCUAAGUUCGAAAUGUUGGCUUUGGAUUUACCAUAUUAUGCAAAAUAUUUUUUGAUUGCUGCAUAUAUUGCAUCAUUCAAUUUGCCAAAGUAUGACAGAAGACUGUUUGUGAAAGGAUCUGAUAAACGUAAAAAGAGAUUUAACACAAAGAACUCAAAAAAAACAGAAAAUACUACUAGUGAUUUAGUUGGACCUAAAAUAUUUUCAUUGGAUAGAUUACUAGCAAUAUUUUACGCCAUCAUUGAUGAAAACACCAAUAUGACAGCUAAUCUAUUGGCCCAGGUCAACACGCUAGCUGACUUGGGACUUCUUGUACGUUUAGGUGAUGGGAAAUUGGACACUCCUAAGUAUAAAUGCAGUGUUAGUUAUGACUGUGUAAAUAAUAUAGCACGGACUGUCAAGUUUAAUAUAAAUAAAUACCUCAUUGACAGCAAUUGAAUCACACAAUUUAAAAAAAAACUAUAUUAUUUGUAAUAUAUUAUUAUAUACUUAAUUUGAAUGAAUAUUAUUUUUAUA